Messenger RNA from Achroia grisella, 908 nucleotides. Its product is annotated as lys-63-specific deubiquitinase BRCC36-like. Gene Ontology annotation, cellular component: BRISC complex; BRCA1-A complex. The record is from RefSeq and is a predicted model, not a curated record. Gene Ontology annotation, biological process: double-strand break repair. The transcript is spliced from 6 exons. The coding region runs from base 8 to 805 and encodes 265 amino acids. Gene Ontology annotation, molecular function: metallopeptidase activity; cysteine-type deubiquitinase activity; polyubiquitin modification-dependent protein binding. Lineage: Eukaryota; Metazoa; Arthropoda; Insecta; Lepidoptera; Pyralidae.
AAAAAUCAUGACUCUAAACAAAGUGUUACUGUCCACUGAUGUUGCAUUAGUAUGUGUACAACAUGCAUUAUCAACUGAAAAGGAAGAAAUAAUGGGACUACUCAUAGGAGAAGUCCACAACAAUGGUAAUACGGUAUCAAUUGUGUCUUCUGUCAUCUUAAGACGAUUAGAUAAAAAACCAGACAGAGUGGAAAUAUCAGAGGAACAGUUGGUGCAAGCAACUUUUAAAGCAGAGGCAUUAGCAGCUGAAGUAGGACGACCACUGAGAGUUGUGGGCUGGUAUCAUUCUCAUCCACACAUAACAGUUUGGCCAUCACAUGUUGAUCUUGCUACACAAUCAAUGUACCAGAGGAUGGAUUCCAGUUUUGUUGGCAUAAUAUUUGCAGUAUUUCUUACAGAACAGUCAUCAAAAGCACCAUCGGUACAAAUUACAUGCUUCCAGUCUCAUAAUGAAGGUUCAACUCAAAGUAGAAGAGAAAUUGAAAUGAAAAUAAUAAAUGACAAUGAUUCUUUAUUAUUAAAUAACUUCGAAACACUAACUCAACUGCCGGCAAUCUUGAAAGAAGAAGAAGAUGAAGCCUAUAAUAAUGAAGUUGGUCAAAGUGAAACAGACGAUAUUAUUAACAAACAACAUAAUGCCGCCGUAAGAACUAUUGCAAUAGGACAUAUAGUUGAAAAGAUGUCUCGACCAAUGUUAGAGGGUCUUGUUUCACGAAAUGAGCUCAAUAAUGUACGAUUACAAGCAUUGAAAAAACAACAUCAAGAACUAAUGUCUAAGUUGGAAAAUAUGUCCUGUAAUAGUUAAUACUAUGGGUGCCUAAAAAAUUAGCUUUGAACCAUAAUUAAAUUAAUAUGUUACAGUCUCAGACUUGUGGCGACUUCAUAAAAAACAAUAAAACAAAAUUUUU